This is a messenger RNA of Metarhizium album ARSEF 1941, 1482 nucleotides long. RefSeq lists its product as uncharacterized. Lineage: Eukaryota; Fungi; Ascomycota; Sordariomycetes; Hypocreales; Clavicipitaceae. The transcript is spliced from 3 exons. Gene Ontology annotation, molecular function: histone binding; nucleosome binding. Bases 1 to 1482 code for a protein of 493 amino acids. The record is from RefSeq and is a predicted model, not a curated record.
AUGGCUACAGCCCUAGACUCACAGAGGCUUGGCCUCAUCUUCCAGUCGCGUCCGGACAUUAUCGAGGGGAUCGAACGAGCCGCUGAUUCGCCCGGACGCAUUUCUCUCUUCAACAAAAUCGCCGGCCACGUCUACGGCAUGCUACACAACGAUGGCGAGCCCGCCCUCAAGAGGCGGAAAGUCGACCCUGCGACGGAUGCUGCGAAUGGCACGCAACAGGCAGCAGCAAGCUCCGGGAACGCUUCUGACGAGCCCGUUCUACUACAUGUCAAGGAAAUAUCCGUCUCGGUUCCCCAAAGAAAGAAACUCGAGAUAUGCCUCAGCCAGAAUUUUGUUUACGCUAGGGCCCCUGGAACGGCGGCCCCUGUUCCAGGCAUGACAUACGCAUGGAAGGACAUCGAGUACCUCUUCUAUUUGCCGGUGCCAGAAAAGGCGCAAAUACAGCACAACUACGUCCUCUUCCCACGGGGAACAUGCCUGCCGUCCAAGGACAGUCCCCCGACCGUCGAGCCGCUGGUCUUCACAGUUCCUGCUACCGCGCCCAAGGAGGGUACCGUCGGCGGCACCGAAGCGCCAUCUGCUGCCGCGGUAUCGGACACGUACGAGUCGCUCUUCCACUGGGCAUUUGAGAGGCGGUUGCGAGCCGCCGGGAACGCCCGAGAUCUCGUCGCGGCCGAUCCCAGCAAAUUUCACAGCGUCGUUCGCCAGCCCCAUCGACCGAACGAAAGGGCGGUGCAUGUGAGUGGCUUCCGCGGCUCCAAGGAUGGGUAUCUGUUCUUUCUUGACACCGGAAUCCUGUGGGGGUUCAAGAAGCCCUUGAUCUUUAUUCCUCUCAACCGCAUUGCUGCGAUCAGUUACACCCAAAUCCUGCAGAUUACUUUCAACAUGGUGGUGGAGAUUUUCUCUGGGGAGGGUGAACCAAACGAGGAACUGGAGUUCGGCAUGUUGGAUCAACAAGAUUACCGAGGUAUUAGCGAUUACGUGGCGCGCAACCGGUUGCAAGAUAGGAGCAUGGCGGAGCAGAGAAAGGCUAGGCUUCAGCUUGCUGAAAACAGGGGCCCAAAGAAGGGCUCGGGCGAAGGUGAGGGUGGUGAUGCUGAAGGCGGCACCGAACUGGAGAAGGCCCAAUUCGAGGCUGAACAGCAGCUACAAAACGACGAAGACGAAGACGAGGAGGAUUACGACCCUGGUAGUGAAGGGGACAGCGAAGGAUCCGGAGGCUCUAGUGACGAGGGCGAUGAUGACGGCGAUGGAGAGGAGUACGGCGACGGCGACGGCGACGACGACGAAGACGAAGACGACGAGGCGCAGGCAGAAGACGAAGGGGUAAAUCCGGAACCGGCGUCAACGCCUGCGCAGCGGCCGAGAGCUGAACCGGUCAAGAAGACGUCGCACGUCCCCGUUCGCCAAGGAUGGGCGGCAAUGGCAAGCUCGCGACCGACAGACGACGUGGACAUGGAAGAAAAGUUUGAAGUCAUGUAA